GCAUACGAAUAAAUUAUUGUUAAUUUGUCACGAAAUGUAAGAUUACAUGAGUCAUUUUACAGUUUGAAGGUAUAUUUUAAUGCCUGCACAUAUACUGAUGACGUUCUCAGAUAUCCGGUUAGUUGGAAAGUAAAUAAUUGGAUCAAGAAUGAAUACAAGAACACUCUUAAGUAGAGCCUCACGUGUGUGCAGACAAAUCCGUCUUCCUCCAUCAGUCAUUUCAAGGUCGCUGAAAGUAUGCCAGAGGUCUCCAUUAACUGCUCGACCAACACCUGUGCAACCUUUCUACACACCAUGUCGGAGUAUGGCAGAGAAGGGAGACGGCAUGGUUAUCAAUAUCCAAGAUGAAGCAGACUUUGAGAACAGAGUGUUAAAAAGUGUGAAACCUGUGGUGGUAGACUUUCAUGCAACGUGGUGUGGCCCAUGCAAGGUGCUGGGUCCACGCCUGGAAUCUCUCAUUGGCAGCAAGGGAGGCAAGGUGAUCCUAGCUAAGGUGGAUGUAGAUGACCACAUGGAGCUGGCCACUAGAUACAAGAUUAAUUCAGUGCCUACAGUUAUUGGAUUCAAGAACAAGGUUUCUGUGGACAAGUUUGUAGGUGUUCAGGACGAUGUUAAAAUAGACACAUUUCUUGAGAAGCUGAUCGGAUGACACCUAAAGCCUUUAAUAUUGUUUAUGUUGUUUUAUAGCCAAACCAUUCUUACAAUUUAAAGUCCUGUCACAUUGAUUUGUAGAAAUACUCUACAACAAAAAGUUUGGGAUAUUUUUGUGAUGGUUUUCUAAUAUGGAAUAAAGAUUCAUUAAAACACAA
Dreissena polymorpha is the source of this 809-nucleotide messenger RNA. RefSeq names its product thioredoxin, mitochondrial-like. The record is from RefSeq and is a predicted model, not a curated record. Gene Ontology annotation, molecular function: protein-disulfide reductase activity; oxidoreductase activity, acting on a sulfur group of donors, disulfide as acceptor. Gene Ontology annotation, cellular component: cytoplasm. Bases 149 to 649 code for a protein of 166 amino acids. NCBI's taxonomy places the organism in Eukaryota, Metazoa, Mollusca, Bivalvia, Myida, Dreissenidae. The transcript has 4 exons.